GGUAAUGCAUAGGCACGGCAUUGUCUUCGGCCAGCAGCGCGACCUGCUGUGAAUGCUGCUCACUCUCUCUGUCCUCAGCUUCUUCUCCUUCCACACCCUACAAUUCGAUACCCUUCCCCCCAGUGACCCGAUGACCUGCGAGAGAUAUAAUUGACCUACAUCCCCUUAUUGCGUCGCUCCCGCCAACUCCUCAGCACUGUCGUCGACGACGCUUCGCCCAAGAUGUCAACAACGCCUGCUCCGCCCGAGGACCAGGCGAGACUGCUUGAGGAUGCUCUCGUAGCCGUGCGCCAGCAGACCACCCUCAUGCGCAAGUGUCUUGACACACCUGGGAAGCUCAUGGACGCCCUGAAGUGCUGCUCAACCCUAGUCGCGGAGCUGCGGACGAGUAGCCUGGGGCCGAAGCAGUAUUACGAGUUAUACAUGGCCGUCUUCGAUGCUCUGCGCUACCUGUCUAUGCAUCUCCGGGAGAACCACCCGCACAACCACCUCGCCGACCUCUACGAGCUCGUCCAGUAUGCCGGCAACAUAAUUCCGCGCCUGUAUCUCAUGAUAACCGUUGGCACCGCCUACAUGUCUAUACCCGAAGCGCCCGUGAAGGAGUUGAUGAAGGAUAUGAUGGACAUGAGUCGUGGCGUCCAACAUCCCAUCCGAGGCCUCUUCUUGCGCUACUACCUGACUGGCCAAGCUAGAGACCACCUACCUACCGGCGACGGCGACGGCCCCGAAGGAAACCUGCAAGACUCGAUAAACUUCAUCUUAACUAAUUUUGUCGAGAUGAACAAGCUCUGGGUGCGAUUGCAGCACCAGGGUCAUUCGCGGGAGCGCGAGCAGAGAUCCAGGGAACGCAAAGAGCUACAGCUCCUAGUGGGCAGCAACAUUGUACGAUUGAGUCAAUUGGUAGACCUGGAGGCCUACAGCAACGGCAUCCUAGGCCCGCUCCUCGAGCAGGUGGUACAAUGCCGGGACGUGUUAGCCCAGGAGUAUUUGCUGGAGAUCAUCACCCAAGUCUUUCCGGACGAGUUUCAUCUGCAUACCCUGGAUCCGUUUUUGGCUGCUGUGUCGCGGUUGAAUCCCCACGUUGACGUGAAGGCCAUUGUCAUUGGGUUGAUGGACCGGUUAUCUGCCUAUGCCGAACGAGAAUCUCAAGAGGAGGCUGCUGAAGACAGGGCGCAAUUAGAGGAGGAUGCGUUGGCAAGCCUACUGGAGAAGAUCCGGCUGGCCAAGGAGCAACAAGAAUCCAAAUCGACGACUGCCGAUGGGACUGCCGAUGGGAAUACUGAUGCGAACGGAGGCCAUCCUCAAAGCGAAUCUACCGAGUAUGCCGAGGCUAGGCGCGCAGCGGAAUCUGAGACGACGACGUUGCUCGAGGACGCCGAGGCUGCUCCAACUGACCAGGAGUUGGACGGAUCCUCUCAACGGAGCAAGAAACAGCGUGGAAUUCCCCCCAAUGUAAAACUCUACGAGGUUUUCUUCGAGCAGGUCAAUAACCUCGUCAACGCUCAACGCCUUCCUAUCCAGGAUACAAUCGCGUUGCUGGUCUCGCUCACCAACUUGGCGCUCAACAUAUAUCCGAGUCGCCUCGACUAUGUCGACCAGAUCCUCGACUACGCAAACCGCAAGGUCAAGGAGCAUGCCAACAGUGCCGACCUUCACUCAGUCCCGGCGCAGCAGAGCUUGCUCGCGCUGCUCCAGGCUCCCCUCAAGAGAUACGCUUCCAUAUUCACGGCCCUGUCCCUUCCGACAUACGUGCCUCUCUUCCAGUCUCAAACCUACCCGACAAGAAGGGCGGUGGCCGGCGAAGUUGCCAAGACGCUACUGCUCAACCGAACCGUGAUAGCGACUCCCGCUCAGCUUGAGAAUGUGCUCGAGGUCCUCAAAGUGCUGAUCAAGGAGGGCUCGCAACCGCCAGCCGGCUAUCCCGGCGGCCCGCAGCGACGGGCGUUGGAGACGGACGAAACGAUGGAAGAGCAGGGCUGGCUCGCGCGGAUCGUCCAUCUCCUGAACGGCCAAGACAACGACACGCAAUUCCGCCUACUCCAGAUGGCGCGCAGCGCGUUUGCGGAAGGGAACGAGAGGAUCCGUACCACCACGCCCUCCAUCAUUACCGCCGGCAUGAAGCUUGCGCGUCGGUUCAAGGCCCGCGAGGACUAUGAUGAGACGUGGGAAACGCAGCUGAGCGCCCUCUACAAGUUCCUGCACUCUUCGAUCUCGAGCAUCUACACGAGGGUGAAUGGCUCGGGUGCGGCCGAACUAUCGCUGCGACUCUUCAGCGACUGCGGCCAGAGUGCCGAUAUGACGGGAUUCGAAGAAGUGGCCUACGAGUUCUUCGCUCAGGCCUUCACCGUAUACGAGGAAGCGAUAUCGGACUCGAAGGCGCAGUUUCAAGCGGUAUGCAUUAUCGCGAACGCGCUGCACCAAACGAGGAAUUUCAGCAAGGAGAACUACGACACCUUGAUCACCAAGUGUGCCCUGCACGGCAGCAAACUCCUGCGGAAGCCGGAUCAAUGCCGGGCGGUGUAUCUAGCAAGCCACCUGUGGUGGGCGACACCGAUUGCCGCCACCGAGGAGUCGGACGAAGGUGUACGUUUUUUUUUUUUCGGUUGAUUAUUUCACUUCUAUAUCUGUGGGUGUUGGUGCAUGUGAGAUGCGAAGCU
This is a messenger RNA of Durotheca rogersii, 2657 nucleotides long. Its product is annotated as vacuolar protein sorting-associated protein 35. The transcript is spliced from 2 exons. The record is from RefSeq and is a predicted model, not a curated record. Gene Ontology annotation, biological process: intracellular protein transport; retrograde transport, endosome to Golgi. Gene Ontology annotation, cellular component: retromer, cargo-selective complex; retromer complex; late endosome. NCBI's taxonomy places the organism in Eukaryota, Fungi, Ascomycota, Sordariomycetes, Xylariales, Xylariaceae. The coding region runs from base 223 to 2607 and encodes 794 amino acids.